UUAUUACUCCUGCAUUUACCUAGCAAAAACCACUAAGAAAAUGAAGCAACAAUCUCUCUUCUCAUUUUCUAUUCUCCUUCUCUUCCUCCACUCCACUAAAACAUUUGCCCAGUCACCGGCUGCUGCUCCUGUACAAGCACCGCCUGUAGCCCCAGUUCAGCCACCGCCUGCACCUCCUGCACAGUCACCAUCCGGUGUACAAGUAGCUCCUUCACCUGGCCCCCUUGACGUUGUUAAGAUCCUUGGAAAGGCUAGCCACUUCACGGUGUUCGUGCGCCUAUUGAAAGCUACCCAAGUGGAUACAGAGCUAUUCUUGCAGCUCAACAACACUAACAAUGGAGCAACCAUCUUCGCACCAAGCGAUGGUGCAUUUUCAGGGCUCAAAGUAGGUACUCUUAAUUCCUUGAGCGACGGAGACAAGAUAGAGUUGGUGAAGUUUCAUAUAAUGCCUACGUUUAUUUCGACUUCCCAGUUCCAAACUGUGAGUAACCCAGUAAGGACGCUCGCCGGAGCCGGCAACCGGUUUGCGCUUAAUGUGACCACCGCCGGGAAUCUGGUGAAUAUAACUACAGGAUUAACCAACACAACCAUUUCUGGCACUGUGUACACAGAUUCCAGGCUUGCAAUUUAUCAAGUUGACAAGGUGUUACUUCCUUUAGACAUGUUCACUCCUAAGUCUCCUCCUCCAGCUCCAUCACCGGCACCGGCUCCAGAAAACCCUAAGAAGGCCCCCAUAAUAGAGAGUCCUGUUGCUCCUAAGGAUAUUUCUGGUGCAGUAAGUUUGAUAGUGCAGAAUCAUUUAGUGUUGGGAUUCGUUGCAGUUGGUGUGAUUAGUGCAAUGCUUUCGUUCUGAUCGACGGCGGAAGGCGCAUGGAUUCCGUUUGUUAUGUGUUCUAUGAAUAUGAGUUCAAAUUUUCACUAAUGUAUCACAAAAAAAAAAAGAAAAUCUAUUUUCUUAUUUUUAUUUGC
Molecule: messenger RNA, 969 nt
Organism: Manihot esculenta (cassava)
Lineage: Eukaryota; Viridiplantae; Streptophyta; Magnoliopsida; Malpighiales; Euphorbiaceae
Product: fasciclin-like arabinogalactan protein 12
Exons: 1
Coding region: 41-853 (270 amino acids)
Source: RefSeq, a predicted model, not a curated record